Molecule: messenger RNA, 700 nt
Organism: Armigeres subalbatus
Lineage: Eukaryota; Metazoa; Arthropoda; Insecta; Diptera; Culicidae
Exons: 4
Coding region: 63-509 (148 amino acids)
Source: RefSeq, a predicted model, not a curated record
AUGUGUAAAAACAUGUUUGUUUUCCUUUUGCUCAUAACCUCAAAAAUGAUCGGGUCAUCACAAUGAUUUCAAAAGAGUCAAAAAAUAUAUGGAAAUAUACUCAUUUUUACCCAAUCUUUGCUGAGUUGCACCCUCUAGGAGUGUUUGUUUUCCUUUUAUCGCCACUCACACAUUCGGACGUGAGAAUCUCAAUAGAUGUCGUAUCGAAGCUUCGACUUCCCGGAUUCAAUGUGUCGCUUCUCGCCGAAAACUCUCACGAACACGAACGCGUUGGUAAAAAUGCAUCGUUUGUCAAGCGCUCCUCGUUGCAAGAGGUCGGCCAUCGGCGUUUCACAUUUGUAGUCCCCUCUGGUGUAUUACAAGAAUCUUAUACCCAUCUGUUAACCUUGGAAAUACUAUCUCAGGAAAUACUCCGACGUCGUUGUAAUAGGCCAUUCGUGAAUUCAACAGAAUGUUCGGAGAUCAGUUUGGACCAGCCGCCAUUAUGGAGCCCGAAACGCCAGCGGUAACUAUCAAACCCCCGUAGGUUUGACGGUUCCGCUGGCUUUCGGAAAUAUGAUGACUACUUCUCGUGUAGAACUUUUAAGAUACAAAUUUUUGUAUUGUGGCGUGCUAAUGUAAUGACUGUAUCUGUGCUAAUGUAAUGACUGUAUUUUGUAAUUAUGCGUUUAAAUAAAAAUAGUUGACUAGUAAAAUUGAA